Molecule: messenger RNA, 5564 nt
Organism: Clupea harengus (Atlantic herring)
Lineage: Eukaryota; Metazoa; Chordata; Actinopteri; Clupeiformes; Clupeidae
Gene: ano1a
Product: anoctamin 1, calcium activated chloride channel a
Exons: 26
Coding region: 441-3395 (984 amino acids)
Biological process (GO): chloride transmembrane transport
Cellular component (GO): plasma membrane
Molecular function (GO): protein dimerization activity; intracellularly calcium-gated chloride channel activity
Source: RefSeq, a predicted model, not a curated record
UCUUAGGCCACUGUAGCUGUUGAAGUAAUGUAAUGCAUCUCAACUUUACCCCCACAUUAUUUAUGGCCCCACAAUGCUGACUAUAAGCGUUGUUAUCCCUUUUGUAUUCACCUUCUUAAAAAAGGAAGGCACACAGGCAGAAGAGGACCCCCCGAGAAGAUAGGGCACCUUGAAGCAUUCAAUGCACGGCUUUAUAGUUUCAUCUAAUAUUAGCUGUUGGCUUCUCUGACUCCUCUCAAGUAACAGGCAGAUCUAGCAGCCAAGACGUUGGUCUUGCUUCAGCCCUGCAAACAGAAAGAGUGAGACGAACGGACAGAGAGAGAGAGAGAGAGAGAGAGAGAGAGAGAGAGAGAGAGGAGCGAGAUCGAAGCGAGAUCGAAGCAAGACACUUGUGCGUACGGGGCAGCAGUCAGACAUAGCUCUCUGGUAGUAAUGGGAAGAUGGCUGAGACAGCACCCGACAGCCCUGGGACUCCAAGUGGAAACCCAAAGCCCAGACAUUACCUAAGGGACGUCAUUCUUCAUGGCAAAUUUGACCUCCUGAACUCCCUGACACCCGAGGAGAACACGCGAUGCCGGCACGGCCUCUACUUCCAGGACGGCCAGCGGCGUGUCGACUACAUCCUCACCUACCACAUCAAGAAGCCCAGCAGCUCGCGCUCGCGCCGCACCUCACGCCUCACCGACAACGCCUUCACCCGCAGCCUGCGCCGGGGACGGGCACAGCCACCGCCGCCGCCACCUCCCCCGCCACCAUCUCCUCCGGCCAAAGGAGACCCCGAGGCGGGGGGCACAACCAACCACAGCCUUGAUUACCAUGAGGAUGACAAGCGCUUACGUCGCGAGGAGUUUGAAGGCAACCUGAGGGAGAUGGGACUGGAGCUGGAAAAAGACGAAAAUACAAUAACUCCUGGCGUCGGCUUUGUGAAAAUCCACGCUCCCUGGAACGUGCUUUGCAGAGAGGCAGAAUUCAUGAAGCUGAAGAUGCCCACCAAGAAGGUUUAUGAGGUGAAGCAGAGCAGUAGUGUCAUAGAGAAGAUCAACACGUUCAUCCACAAAGUCUCUGACCCACUCCACCCCAACGUGGAUGAGAACAGGACCCAGAAAAUCAAGCACCUCUCGUAUACCUUCUCCAGAGAGAAGCAACACCUGUUUGACCUGUCUGACAAGGACUCCUUUUUUGAUAGUAAAACUAGAAGUUCAAUAGUAUUUGAAGUCUUAAAACGCGCUAAAUGCACUAAAGCCAAAUAUAGCAUGGGCAUGACCAGUCUGCUGGGGAGCGGGGUUUACAUGGCUGCCUACCCCUUACAUGAUGGAGAUGUAGAUGGAGAAAAUGCUGAACCCAAUGACAGGAAGCUCCUGUAUGAGGAGUGGGCGAGCUACAGUGUCUUCUACAAAUACCAGCCCAUCGGCCUGGUCAGGAAGUACUUUGGUGAGAAGAUUGGCUUGUAUUUUGCCUGGCUGGGAGUUUACACCCAAAUGCUCAUCCCUGCCUCGCUCGUCGGGGUCUUUGUGUUUUUGUACGGAUGUGUUAGCGUGGACGACGACAUUCCCAGCAUGGAGAUCUGUGACGACAGGAAGAAUAUCAUCAUGUGCCCAAUGUGUGACCGGGUCUGCAGCUACUGGAACCUCAGUACGGCCUGCAGCACAGCGCGAGCCAGCCACCUGUUUGACAACCCGGCCACCGUCUUCUUUUCUAUCUUCAUGGCUCUGUGGGCCGCCAUGUUCAUGGAACACUGGAAGAGGAGGCAGAUGCGUCUCAACUACGAGUGGGACCUGACAGGGUUUGAGGAUGAAGAGGAAGCACUAAAGGACCACCCACGAGCUGAGUACGAGUUCAGAGUCAUGCAGAAGUCAACCAAGAGAGAGCAGAAAACACAGAAGAAGCCAUCAGAGAUAGGAGAGGAACCCAGAAACAAAUGGAAGCAAACUGUUCAAACUGCAAUGGCUGGCCUUAAACUGACUGAGAAAGAGAAGCUGACGUGUAAAGACAGAUUUCCAGCCUACAUGACCAAUGUAGUCAUGAUGCUUUUAAUGAUUGGGGUGACCUUUGCUAUUGUGUUUGGAGUCAUCCUGUACAGGAUCUCCACCAAAGCCGCCCUGCACAUGAGCUCCAACCCCACCACACGCUCCAAUGUUCGGCUGACGGUAAAAGCCACCGCCGCCAUCAUUAACCUGGUGGUCAUCCUCAUCCUGGAUGAGGUGUACGGGGCGGUGGCUCGCUGGCUUACUGUACUCGAGGUGCCUAAAACCGACAAGAGCUUUGAGGAGAGACUGAUCUUCAAGACGUUCAUUCUCAAGUUUGUGAACGCAUUUACACCCAUCAUAUACAUCGCCUUCUUCAGAGGCAGACUGGUUGGCCGCCCAGGAAAGUACCUGUACGUUUUUGAGUCGUACCGAAUGGAAGAGUGUGACCAUGGAGGUUGUUUGAUGGAGCUGUGUAUUCAACUCAGUAUCACCAUGCUUGGCAAACAGCUUAUUCAAAACAACCUGUUUGAAAUUGGUGUACCCAAGCUGAAGAAGCUGAUAAGGUACAUUAAGUCCAAGCGGGGCUCAUUUCAGGAAGAGGAGCGUGAGAAGAAGCUGCAGCGCUACGAGACUGACCACUUCCUGGAGCCGUUUGCCGGCCUCACGCCAGAGUACAUGGAGAUGAUCAUUCAGUUUGGGUUUGUGACCCUGUUUGUGGCCUCCUUCCCACUGGCACCACUCUUCGCCCUGCUCAACAACAUCAUUGAGAUCCGACUGGACGCCAAGAAGUUUGUAGGUGAGCUCAGGAGGCCUGUGGCAGCCAGAGCAAAGGACAUCGGGAUCUGGUACAAUCUUCUUAGGGGUGUGGCCAAAGUUGCAGUAAUCGUAAACGCCUUUGUCAUCGCCUUCACCUCUGACUUCAUCCCCCGGCUCGUCUACCUGUAUAUGUACAGCCCAGACGGCUCCAUGCAUGGCUUUGUCAACCACACCCUGUCUCACUUCAAUGUCACCCACUUUCAGAACGGCACUGCUCCCAUGAAUCCCAUGUACCUGGGCUAUCGUGUGGAUAUUUGCAGGUAUAAGGACUAUAGGGAUCCGCCAUGGUCUCAGACACCCUAUGACAUCUCCAAAGAGUUCUGGGCAGUGCUGGCUGCUCGACUGGUCUUUGUCAUAGUCUUCCAGAACGUGGUGAUGCUGAUGAGCGACAUUGUGGACUGGGUAAUCCCAGACAUCCCCAAAGACAUCAGCCUGCAGAUCCACAAGGAGAAGAUUCUGAUGGUUGACCUGUUCAUGAAGGAGGAGCAGGGCAAGCUGCAGGUGCUGGACAGCAUGUUAUCCAACGCAGGGAAAAACAACAGCAACACCAACAACCACAGCCCUGUGGCCCGCUCACGCUCUACACCCCACGCACACACCAACAACUACUAGCGUCCAGCCAUCUGCAUGUGUGUGUGUGUGUGUGUGUGUGUGUGUGUGUGUUUGUUUAUCUGUGAGCAUGUGUGUAAAGGUGUCCUUAUUCUUGCCAUGACAUUCCACAGUGUCCCUUACACACUUGUGGCUAAGGGGGCUGAAGUAAGCCACAGUCUUGACAGUGUGCAUUGCCUUGUUUGCCAAGCCUUUCGGCUACAGACUGCCCUGCCAGCCAGUGAGACCUCGGGGUUGCCCUGGCAGUUCUUUGAACUCGCUCAGCUGCGGCGGACCAUGCAUCGAACCCAGAUAGUGUGUGGUACAGGGUUUGUACAUAUUAUCUUGUUAUACAUUAUAUAUUGUGCAGAACAGAAACGCCAACUUUUUAAACAUACACCGCUUUUCAUCUGCUUUGUUUUUAAACAUUUGCCUGCAGUACUCUUUAAACAGUCAGAUGCAGUUAGCAAUCAUAAACCUCCAAUAAUCAUAUGCUUGUAUAACCUUGUUAUCAACCUCCUUAAAAGUUUCAUAUUUAUUUUAGUAAGGUUUAUGUUCUUCAAAUGGAUAUUUUCUACUGUUCCCAUUCAACACAGUUUAAAGUGAAUGGGCACUGCACAUAUCAAACGAGGAGCCUUACCAACCAGUGUCAAACAUCAACUCUGAUUCAGCGCACUUAGGGUGCAAAGAACAUGGAAAGACUAACGUCCUAAAGGACUGUGAUUGUAAAAGAUCCUUCACAGUUUCAUUCCUUACAAUUGAAUUUUAAUGUUAAAGUUGAAUCUUUUGCAAACAGUAAACUAGGUUGUUGGGUGUGGAAGAGCAGCAGAGUCAGAUUCACCAUCCAUAGCUUAGCACACUGCUAACAGGAAGUAGUACCGUCAUAGUCAGAUUCACCAUCCAUAGCUUAGCGCUGCUAACAGAAAGUAGUACCGUCAGAGUCAGAUUCACCAUCCAUAGUUUAGCGCUGCUUUCAGGAAGUAGUACCGUCACAGUAGUAAGAUGGACUUCUGGCUCUGACCAGCUUUCCAGCUUUUAGGCUACACAAACAUUUCAUCAUUCCAAUUUGCUGUCAGUUGAGAUUUUACUGUUGUUUUCGAAUCUCUCCCUUUCUUCUCAUUUUUGUCUUGCUCUCAAAGGCACUGUCUUUUGGUUUGAGAUUUAAUUGUGCAGACAUCAUUUAACUCUGAGUGAAGAUGCACUGCAAAUGAAAGAUUCCAGUUAUUGCAAAGUUGUUGAUAAAAAAAAAACAUUUAAAUGUCUAAAUACUAAGAAAAAAGUGUGACUACUUUUUGUGCCAAAGAUGUACUUCUCGUAUUUCUUUUCAAGGUAUAUCAUUACAUUAUAUUCACCCUGCAGGAAAAUGGUAUCUUAUUGUACCUUGUACGGAAUUGAUCAAAAAUGUGUACUAAUUUGACUGUGUGUUCGAAGACCUAAUGGCUUUAUGUUCAUUAAGCCCUUACAGUACAUAUCUAGCAUCCUGGAUAUGAGUUAAGCGGUACUGUUGCCACAGCAGCUUCUGUUAGAUUACAAUAUUUCUCAUUGAGAGACUAAGUACAGUGCAUUUUCUUUUCCUUGAUUGUUGUUGUUCCUUCUGUGUUUUGUUAGUUUAUUUAUACGAUGUAUAACUCACUGGAGCGAGACAAGUCAUUUUGAGAUAAAACCCUUCUAUUUCUCUGAGGUUGUCUGAGAUGAGAUGAGACAGAGAUGGAGCGGUCUCAGCAGUCCAGAGGAAUAAGAGAAAGCCCCUAAAUGGUGAACUGAUGCUGCUGCCCUAUCACCAACACUUUUUGUACCGUCACUUUUGUAGUGCAGGAUUUAGAGCAUUUUGUGUGAUACUUGUACAGUAACAUUGAUCUGUGGGACUUAAAUGUCAACCAGGACAUUGUGUCAGGUAUUGAAUCAUGUGUUGCUGUGUUUCUGUGUAACUAUGUAUAUAAAAUCUUAUGUUUACAUUUACCUCUGUCUACUGGAUACAUCAGACAAAUAGUUUUUCCUAUUACAAUGUCUUUUUUUGCUUGCCUUACCAGACUAGGAAUAUUAGGGCUCUUUUAUAAAUAGUAAUUACUGAAUAUCAAGUCAUAGCAGCAUAUUUUAUCUGUAUAGAGGCUAUACUGUCAUUCUAUAGGAAUAUUACAUUGUCAUUCUAUAGAUCCAUUUCUGAUGGAAUUAAGAAUAAAAUGUUGUACGAGA